This is a messenger RNA of Vicia villosa (hairy vetch), 4112 nucleotides long. RefSeq lists its product as uncharacterized. Gene Ontology annotation, biological process: retrograde transport, endosome to Golgi; intracellular protein transport. NCBI's taxonomy places the organism in Eukaryota, Viridiplantae, Streptophyta, Magnoliopsida, Fabales, Fabaceae. The record is from RefSeq and is a predicted model, not a curated record. Gene Ontology annotation, molecular function: protein binding. Gene Ontology annotation, cellular component: Ric1-Rgp1 guanyl-nucleotide exchange factor complex; Golgi membrane; cytosol. The transcript has 23 exons. Bases 217 to 3603 code for a protein of 1128 amino acids.
AAUUUUAAUUUCCAGUGUGUGUGAUGCUGUUGGGUUGGGGCCUUGUAGUUGAACUUGGUUCUUCCCAAUUCCCAAUCCCAAAUCCAAAUCGCAAUCGCGGAUCAAACCUCAAACAACCAUUCCCAUCAAUCUUCUUCCUUUCAACCAAUUCCAUCUCCAGAUUCUAGAUCUAUGAUCAAUUGCACUAAUUUGUAACGAAUCUAACAAAAAAAAAACAUGUAUAUGGCUUAUGGGUGGCCUCAGGUCAUCCCUCUGGAGCAAGGACUGUGUCCUUCUGUGCAGAAGAUUGUGUAUUUCAAACUGAUUAAUCGUUUGUUGCUUGUUGUUUCUCCUACUCACUUUGAACUGUGGAACUCUUCUCAGCAUAGAGUGAGAUUGGGAAAGUACAAGAGAGAUUCGGAUUCGUUGAAGAGAGAAGGUGAAAACUUGCAGGCUGUGUGGAGUCCUGAUGCUAAAUUAAUUGCUAUUCUUACAUCUUCUUUCUAUCUUCACAUUUUCAAGGUCCAAUUCUUGGAUAAAAAAAUACACAUUGGUGGGAAACAACCUUCUGCUUUGUCCCUAGCUACUAUAUCUCUUCUUCUCAGUGAGCAAGUUCCUUUUGCAGUAAAGAGUUUGUCGGUGAGCAACAUCGUUAGUGAUAACAAACAUUUGCUGCUUGGACUUUCUGAUGGAACAUUGUACAGUAUGUCUUGGAAGGGAGAGUUCUAUGGAGCUUUUCAAUUUGAUCCAAAUCCUUCUGCUAGCUUUGAUGAUUCUCAGUUACCACAUUCUUUAGAGAAUGGUGUUUGUCAUAAAGGCCAACCGAAGGUUCCUGUGCCUAAUCACAUUAUUCCAAAAAAUUCUGAAAUCAAACAGCUGGAGCUUUCCCUUUCAUUGAGGUUGCUAUUUGUCUUGUAUUCUGAUGGGCACCUUGUCUCAUGUUCCUUUAGUAAGAAAGGUUUAAAGCAAGUUGACUGUAUUAAAGCAGAAAAGAGGUUGGCUUGUGGGGACGCUGUAUGUGCUUCAGUAGCUCUUGAGCAGGAUAUUCUUGCUGUUGGUACCAGAAGAGGAAUUGUGGAGUUGUAUGAUUUGGCCGAAUCAUUAAUGCUUAUACGCACAGUUUCUUUGUAUGACUGGGGAUAUUCAAUGGAUGAUACUGGCCCUGUUAGUUGCAUUGCAUGGACACCUGAUAACUCUGCUUUUGCAGUUGGGUGGAAAUUAAGAGGGCUUACAGUUUGGUCAGUUUCUGGGUGCCGCUUGAUGUCAACAAUCCGACAGAUAGGUUUAAGUUCUGCUUCUUCUCCAAUUGCUAAGCCAAACCGUGAUUGCAAGUAUGAGCCAUUGAUGGGUGGUACCUCACUGAUGCAGUGGGGUGAACAUGGAUACAGACUUUAUGUUAUUGAGGAGAGAUCUUCAGAGAGAAUUAUUUCAUUCUCUUUUGGAAAAUGCUGUCUUAGCAGAGGUGUUUCCGGAACUGCAUACAUCCGGCAAGUGAUUUAUGGGGAAGACCGGUUGCUCAUUGUGCAGUCAGAAGAGAUCGACGAGCUUAAAAUGCUACAUCUUAAGCUUCCAGUUUCUUAUAUUUCCCAAAACUGGCCUGUUCAACAUGUGGCUGCUAGUCAGGAUGGAAUGUACUUAGCAGUCGCUGGUCUCCAUGGUUUGAUAUUGUAUGAUAUACGAUUGAAAAGAUGGAGAGUAUUUGGAGAUGUUACCCAGGAACAAAAGAUUCAGUGUAAGGGCUUGCUAUGGCUGGGAAAGAUUGUUGUUGUCUGCAACUAUAUUGAUUCUUCCAACAUGUAUGAAUUGCUCUUUUACCCAAGAUAUCACCUUGAUCAAAGCUCAUUGCUCUGUCGAAAACCAUUGCUAGCGAAACCAAUUGUGAUGGAUGUGUACCAAGAUUAUAUACUGGUUACGUAUAGACCAUUUGAUGUCCAUAUAUUCAAUGUUAAAUUAUUUGGUGAAUUAACUCCUUCAGGAAAUCCUGAUUUACAGCUUUCUGCAGUACGAGAACUUUCAAUUAUGACUGCCAAGAGUCAUCCUGCAGCAAUGCGAUUCAUUCCUGAUCAAAUCCCACGAGAACCUAUUUCAAAAAGUUACAUUUCAUCUUCAGCAGAUUCAUUUAGUGGAGAACCAGCAAGAUGUCUGAUAUUGAGGUCAAAUGGGGAGCUUUCACUUCUUGAUUUGGAUGAUGGGCGGGAGAGAAAUCUUACGGAUUCAGUUGAGCUUUUUUGGGUCACUUGUGGCCAGUUUGAGGAUAAAACAAAUUUGAUUGAGGAAGUUUCGUGGUUAGAUUAUGGUCAUCGGGGCAUGCAGGUUUGGUAUCCAUCUCCAGGUCCAAAUUCUUUUAAGCAGGAAGACUUCUUGCAGUUGGAUCCGGAGCUGGAGUUUGAUCGUGAAGUAUACCCUCUGGGACUUCUUCCGAAUGCUGGUGUAGUUGUUGGUGUUUCCCAGAGAAUGUCAUUUCCAUCAAGUGCAGAAUUCCCGUGUUUUGAGCCAUCUCCUCAAGCACAAACUAUACUGCACUGCCUACUCCGCCAUCUUCUUCAGAGAGACAAAAUCGAGGAAGCUUUAAGGUUGGCAGAACUAUCAGCAGAAAAGCCUCAUUUUUCACAUUGUCUAGAGUGGCUUCUUUUUACAGUAUUUGAAGCAGAUAUAUCCAGGCCAAAUGUAGACAAGAACCAGAUCUCAGUUCUUAAACAUGUAAAAACUCUUUUGGAGAAGACCUGCGAUCUUAUCCGAAAUUUUCCAGAGUACUUAGAUGUUGUUGUUAGUGUCGCAAGAAAAACAGAUGGUCGUCAUUGGGCAGAUUUGUUCUCUGCCGCUGGAAGAUCAACAGAAUUGUUUGAGGAAUGUUUUCAACGUAGAUGGUACCGCACUGCAGCUUGCUAUAUACUUGUAAUUGCCAAACUUGAAGGUCCUGCUGUGAGUCAGUAUUGUGCUUUACGGUUAUUACAGGCGACACUCGUUGAUUCUUUAUAUGAGCUUGCUGGGGAGCUGGUGAGAUUCUUGCUAAGAUCUGGUAGGGAGUAUGACCAAGCAUCAUCUGAUUCAGAUAAACUAUCCGAUUCAGAUAAACUGUCUCCCAGAUUUUUAGGCUAUUUUCUUUUUCGUUCUACUGAGCGCAAGCAAGCAUUGGAUAAAAGCCCCUCAUCCAAGGAACAAAGUGCUCAUGUCACCUCAGUUAAGAAUAUUUUAGAAAACCACGCUAGUUACUUGAUGGCAGGGAAAGAGCUCUCCAAGCUUGUUGCAUUUGUAAAAGGCACUCAAUUUGAUUUAGUGGAAUAUUUACAACGCGAAAGAUAUGGGAGUGCUCGGCUGGAGAAUUUUGCAUCAGGGCUUGAACUAAUAAGCCAAAAGCUUCAAAUGGAAACACUACAGAGCCGAUUGGAUGCCGACUUUCUCCUGGCUCAUAUGUGCUCUGUCAAAUUUAAGGAAUGGAUAGUUGUCCUGGCUACUCUCUUAAGACGUUCCGAGGUUCUGUUUGACUUAUUCCGUCACGAUUUUCGGUUAUGGAAAGCUUACAGCAGCACCCUGCAGUCACACCCAGCAUUUACUGAAUAUCAAGAUUUAUUGGAAGACCUCGAAGAGAAACUUUCAUCUGUUACAAAUGAGGAAGAAGAAUGAUGAAAGUAAACAUAGAUUUCACAUCUGUACUGUGGUCCUCAUUGCUUUCCCGCUAAAGUAGUUUGCCUGGGAGGCUUUUAACCUCAGCCCGCAUCAUAGUUUGAUCGAUCAUGUCCCACAGAAAGAACUAUGCAUCCUUUCCCUUGGAUUCGAUCGUGGGGGGAGGGCGAGAAAAUCACAUUUAUGUGGAGCUUAAAUUAAGAUGACUACGGUAACACCAUUUUCGCGGUGUUAUAAUCCAAUGAAUCCCGUCCGGAAUAUAGUACUUGUAGAUAGAGGUUAGAAAUAUUUGUAGGGAGGCUUGUUCAUGUCUGAGGAUUUCACUAUUCUUUUUCACUUCUUAAACCAAAUUUUGUAACAUGUGAUUUUUGUAUAAGCAUGAACAGAUCCAUCUGUAUAUAUUGGUUAUAUGCUCUUUGAUCAGUUCAACAUUCAGAGUGGAUUUUAUGCACUUACUAUUUUAGUGAGAUUUAUAUGAAUUUCACUUGAUCAUGUGAUCCUUCUCUCUA